This is a messenger RNA of Plasmodium coatneyi, 618 nucleotides long. RefSeq lists its product as uncharacterized. Bases 1 to 618 code for a protein of 205 amino acids. The record is from RefSeq and is a predicted model, not a curated record. The transcript has 2 exons. Lineage: Eukaryota; Apicomplexa; Aconoidasida; Haemosporida; Plasmodiidae.
AUGUCGAAUUAUAGCAAUUACACGAGGAAUCAGAAUGAAGAUAAGAACGGCAGUGCUGCUAGCACAUCCAAGGGAAAAAAUAGCCUAAUGAAAGGAAAACUAUCUUCGUUAAACUCCGUUAUUAAGGUUUUUGCAGUUACCCUCGUAAUUUUGGCCCUUCAAUACUCCCACAAAAAUCACUGCGGUCCUAAUGGAAAAUGCCUAGUGAGCGGAUUAGAGUCACGCAAUGUAAGAAGCUUAUCUGAAAUGAACCAUAAUUUUGGAGGAUCAAGAGAGAGUUUACAUUUUCCUGGUGAACAUGUUAAUGAAAGAAGAAACAACUACAACAGUGGUAAUUAUAAUAGUCAAUGGGGAAGUUAUGAAAAUCUAGAUUCAUCAUCUUACCGUGGUAGUUAUUAUGACAACGACCCCCAACAUAUGGGUGAACAUAGCACGAAUGAACUUAAUAUAAACAACUUUAAUUCAGGAUUAGGCCGUAAACUUAAGGAAAAUGCUUUAUAUAUCAUACCAGGUAUGAUAGCAAGUUAUUAUGCAUGGAAUAGUUUAGGAACACAAACAUUUUUAAUGGUAGCCGCUAUUAUAGGAGUAUUGUUGUUUGCCAAGUAUAACUCUCAAUAA